AUGAUCCUACGAUCUACUGCAAGCGGGAAGAGAUUACCCAAAAUAUAUUAUCAACUGUAUUUUCUUUCUACAAAGCCCCAGUCUAAUACAGAAUCAUUUGCCAAAUAUGGAAUAUUACCGUACUUUCAGUCAAAAUUGAAUCUGUGGUUGAAUCCUGGCUCUCAAGUCAAAACACCACCGACAGAAAUACAAACAUUUAUUUUGCAGAAUUUGUUAUUGAAUAAAAAAAAUGUAAUUGUCAAUCAAUCUAACAAGCCUGGGAAAUCAUUGGGGUUACUAUUACAUGCUUUGAAUCUAUCGUUGACCAAACGGCCCUGGUAUCUGGUUGAAUCACGUCGAAUUCCCCAGAAACCAGCAAGGUCGUUGGAUUCAGUAAUACUUGUUCCCACAGAUGAGAUGGUUAGCAAGUAUCACAAAUACUGUGAAAAAUUAAUCUCACCAAUGGAGAAGAACUGUGUCCCAGUUGAGGUUUUCAAGACCAAUGGGCCAUUACAUAUUACAAGAGACCCAUUGACAGUGAAAUUUCUAUCGAGGAAAAAACUACCGGAAAUUACUACCGAUUCCCUGGAUUCAAAGUUAGAUACAGCAAACCACUCUCAGGUGAUGGUCACUACCUUAUCAGGACUCCUCGAUACUAUUCAGAAUGAUCCUGAUCAAUUUAAAUUUUUGAGGUUUUUUGCUAUAGAUCAACUAGAUUAUUUCAUGAAAAGUGUUGAUCUAAACGGAUUUCUGGUGGUGAGUCAAAAUGCAAAAGGGAAAUAUAAAAAUAGAUUGCUAGAAACAAUACGGCAAAUUGAAACUUUGAGAAAAGACACUCGGGAAGAAAGAUUGACUGAAUUUGUCAAGUUGGCCGCUCAGGAUCUUAAUGAAACUUUGACCUCGCAACAAAUAGAUGAGAUUGUGAGGAUUGUCUCUGAACGGAGAGUUGCAAAGUUCCCGAAAAAGUUUGUUUGUAGCGAUCUAAUGAAGGAGGAAUUAGCAGAGAGGUUGCGGUACGAGUGUCUUGAUAACAUUCAAUAUUGCAUUGUGGCGAAUCCUCUGCAUCCUCAUGUUUUGGCAUUAAAUGAAUUGUUCUUGCAAAAAGAUCUAGCAUCAAACUCUGCAAGUGAUAUUGAAAAGAAACAGUUGUAUAUUAAAAAUCCUGAAACAUUCAAGUUGAAAAAUAUCAUUAAUCGCAGAUUUGCCAUGGAAGACUCAUUGGAUUUAUUCAAGCCAUUGGAGAGAACCAACAAAAUUGAACUGUAUUUCCCUGUGUUCCAUGAUGGCCAAGUUGAAGACUAUAAAAAUGUAUUCAAUUUACCGAGCCAUGAUCAAGUUCGGAAACUAUUGGAGCAUUUUGUGGGGUCGAAGUCUAGUAUCAAAGAUUACGCCAAAAAAUACCAUAGCGAAAAGAAAUUAAAUUCAAUUGAAGAGUACGCUGAAUUCAUAAAUGUGAUAUCUCUUGGUUUUAAAAAGAGAUUACCUGGACUGUCGCUAACUGUGAUUGUCCCUGCAUACAUCAAUCCAGAAGAAUUGAAAACAAAGCUUGCUGUCGAACUAAAUGACACUAUAGAUAGAGUGUUAGCUGUUCCUGAAUUCUUAGUAUCUGGAACAAAUCUAGAAAGUGAAAGCUUUAUGUUUGCCGGAUUGGAUACGUUAAUGUACCAAACUGCAUUCACAGAAGGAAAUAUUGAUAAGAAAUUGAAUUUGGGUGUGAAUGAGCCAUAUGGGGAUUUGCUCCAUGUUCAUAUUUGGAGGCUUUUAUCCUCAACUUCAGUAUCAAGAAAGAAGCGUGUUAUAUUUGCAUUGAAUGGUAAUAAUGCAAGUUCUGAAGACUUAUCUAGAAUUGGUCAAAUAUUUGCAUUCAAUAAUAUCUCAGGACAAUUGGAAAUAAAACCGUUUGUUCGAGUUUCUUAG
Messenger RNA from Candida albicans SC5314, 1896 nucleotides. RefSeq lists its product as uncharacterized. Lineage: Eukaryota; Fungi; Ascomycota; Pichiomycetes; Serinales; Debaryomycetaceae. The transcript has a single exon. The coding region runs from base 1 to 1896 and encodes 631 amino acids. The record is from RefSeq and is a predicted model, not a curated record.